AUUCGAGUCUCGGUUUAAACUUGGACUACGGAUGAAGCAGCUCUGACGACAUUGGUCGUUCCGAGAAAAGCAUGAAAGAAGACAAGAUAAGAUAACCCACAAAUACCUCUUCCUUAACUUCACCAUGAAGGCUUUUCGUAAUGGCACGCAUCUGAGCAGCGCGACGUCGGGCUGCAUCCUACGGCCCCACCGUUCUCCAACACCUCCGAUUCGACUUAGUAGCAACCACUUUACACCACGACGAGGCAUUGCCUUUAGUAGACGCGUGCUACCCUCUAUAUCUUCUUGGACCCUAGAUUCCCGCUCGUACAGCGUUAAUCAUAAGACCCCCCAGCCACCACCCUUUGCUUUUGCCUUUGAUAUAGAUGGUGUACUUCUCCAUGUCGCGAAGCCGAUUCCCGGCGCGACGUAUGCUCUAAAGCACUUACAAGAGCAUAACAUCCCGUUUAUAUUGCUCACCAAUGGCGGAGGCAAGCAUGAGACGGAUCGCGUGAAAGAUCUGAGCAACCGCCUUGGCGUUCAUCUUACUACGGACAAUUUCGUUCAAUCCCAUACACCGUUCCAGGAGCUCGUCCACCAUGGCCACAAUUCCCAGGGUCUACGAGAUAAGAAUAUCCUCGUCACGGGCUCCGACCCCACCAAGUGCAGGGACAUCGCCGAAAAGUACGGCUUCAAGCACGUCAUAAUCCCCGCAGACAUCCUCAUGGCCCAGCCGACCAUCUGGCCGUUCGAGCCGCUGAUGAAAGAGGUAUACGCAGCAACAGCACGACCCCUAGCAUCUUCGAACCCAAAGAUCGACGCGAUCUUCGUGUUCAACGACCCCCGCGACUGGGCUCUAGAUAUCCAGAUAAUAUCGGACCUACUCCUGUCGCAGCAAGGCGUGCUCGGCACGUACUCCACCAAUAACGGGAACCCAGACCUACCAAACCGUGGGUGGCAGCGCGACGGCCAGCCGUCCCUGUUCUUCAGUAACCCGGACCUAUUCUGGAGCGCGGCGUACCCGCUCCCACGGUUCGGACAGGGCGCCUUCCAGGCUGCGCUCGCGGGCGUGUGGGACGAGGUCACGGGGGGCAAGGCGGAGCUCGAGAGGACGGUGAUCGGGAAGCCGUAUGCCAGGACGUACGGGUUCGCGGAACGCGUGCUCAACGCGCACAGGGCGAAGACAUUGGGCGUGGACGCGGAGAAGUUGGAGCCGCUGAAGAGGGUUUACAUGGUGGGCGAUAACCCGGCAAGCGACAUCCGUGGCGCAAACGAAUAUGUUUCGCCCCUUGGCACGAAGUGGUCGUCAAUACUGGUGAGAACUGGGGUUUGGAAUCCCGAUAGGGGUGGGAGUCCGGCGUAUUGGCCGGAUGUGAUUGCUAAGGACGUGAAAGAAGCUGUGGAGACGGUGUUGACACAUGAGAAAUGGUGAGUGAGUGAGUGAAGGGAGAUGAGGUGUUGUGUGGUGUGUUGGCGAGAUUUGAAUAGGGGGAAGAUGACAUAGUCCUAUGGAUGAUCUCAUAUGACCGAGAACGGGCAAUGGGAUGGAUACAUAGGUAGAUUAUCUGAUAUUCCCAUAUAUUACCUACAUAGAAUAUGCAUUUUUAAUUAUCUACAGAUCUCUUC
Molecule: messenger RNA, 1605 nt
Organism: Annulohypoxylon maeteangense
Lineage: Eukaryota; Fungi; Ascomycota; Sordariomycetes; Xylariales; Hypoxylaceae
Product: putative HAD superfamily hydrolase
Exons: 2
Coding region: 125-1411 (428 amino acids)
Biological process (GO): glycerophospholipid biosynthetic process
Cellular component (GO): mitochondrion
Source: RefSeq, a predicted model, not a curated record